GCGUAAGUUAAUAGAUAAUCGACCGCGCCUCACCCGUACCUUUGUCUCCUUGCACAUUGCUGUGGUAUUUAGAUUCAAUCACGUAGACAGUUAAGCGGACUAUUCCUCUCAUUUUCGUCUUCUUCUUCAACGUCACCAUGUCUUACCCAGAAAAUGUUGGCAUCAAGGCCAUGGAAAUCUAUGUGCCUGCUCAGUGUCUCGAUCAAACGCUUUUCGAAACGUACCAGGGCGUUUCUGCUGGCAAAUACACCAUCGGCCUCGGUCUCGAGUCUAUGAACUACUGCACUGACAGAGAAGAUGUCUGCUCCUUCGCGCUCAACGCUGUGUCUUCCCUUUUAUCGAAAUACAACAUUGACCCCAACUCUAUCGGCCGUUUAGAAGUCGGCACCGAAUCGCCCUUUGACAAGGCCAAGUCGGUCAAGUCCGUUCUCACCCAGCUAUUUGAGCCGGCGGGCAACACCAGCCUCGAGGGUAUCGACACCGUCAACGCCUGCUACGGAGGCACCAGCGCCCUCUUCAACGCCGUCAACUGGGUGGAAUCGCGCUCAUGGGAUGGCCGCGACGCCAUCGUCGUCGCUUCGGACAUUGCGCUGUACAAGGAGACUGCUUCUCGUCCCACGGGAGGCGCCGGGUGCGUCGCGAUGCUCAUCGGCCCCAACGCGCCGCUGUCGCUCGUCCCCAACAUUCGGGGAACCUACAUGACGCACGCGUACGACUUUUACAAGCCCGAUUUCUCUGUCGAGUACCCGAUGGUAAAUGGCCACGAGUCGAUCCGAUGCUAUAUUAGCGCUCUCGACGGCUGCUACAAGAAUCUGAGGGAGCGUCUUGCCCAGAAAGAGACCAGAAGCAACGGUGCCGGCGUUGAGCACAAGGAAGGCGGCAUCAUGGAGCUGUUUGAUUACAUGGCUUUCCAUACACCCAACUGCAAGCUGGUCAGCAAGUCGUAUGGUAGGCUACUAUACAAUGACUGCUUGGCGUCGAGUGAUGAGGCUGCUUGGCAAGGCUUCCCCGAGGAACUGCGAAACCUCGACCACAAAGAAUCCCUAACAAGCAAGACGCUGGAAAAGACGGUCGUGUCCUUGACAAAAGAUGCAUUCCAGGCCCGCGUUGAGCCUUCUAUUCUUGCGCCCAGCAAGUGCGGCAACAUGUACACUGCCAGUCUCUACUGCUCUCUCAUCAGCUUGCUUAGCAACAUUGAUACCGAGGAAGCGCAGGGCAAGCUCAUAGGCAUGUUUAGCUACGGAAGUGGCAUUGCUAGCACACUGUUCGGCCUCAAGGUUACUGGUAACGUCUCCGACAUGGUGCAGAAGAUCGACUUUAUGGGCCGUCUGGCACGACGCCGCGUCGCCACACCGGAAGAAUACGAAGAGGCUUGCACGUUGAGAUAUAACGCCUAUGGUCGCAAGAACUUCAAGCCAUCGGGUUCCAUUGAGGCUUUGGCGCCAGGCACGUAUUAUCUCGAGAGCAUUGAUGACGCGUAUCGCAGAACAUAUUUGAAGAAAUAAUUCGUGGAUGCGAAUCGUAAGAUGUAACUUCGCUGUAAAAAUACAACGAGAUAAAUAUUUGCCCAUUAAUGCUGAAAUUCAUGUUCGUCUUGC
Messenger RNA from [Torrubiella] hemipterigena, 1598 nucleotides. Lineage: Eukaryota; Fungi; Ascomycota; Sordariomycetes; Hypocreales; Clavicipitaceae. The record is from the annotation of a GenBank genome assembly.